AUGCCAGUCGACGGCCUGGACUUCGUGGGCAAUAAAAAGCCAAGUUUGGCGUGCGAGACCGCCGUAAAAACACAACGAGAUCUGACCGGCUAUAGUAGCAAACAGUUAAAGAACGGAUCACGUUGUUCAGGAGGAAUCGAGGCCACUGAAGGCGGAACUUUUUACGGAGCGUACUUUUUGUACAUUGCCACGAACACCGUGCGACCAAUAACCGUGGCAAUUGUCGCAACAGUCACGCGGGGCGAAGCCGUUACUCAUACGCACCCAGCUCUGACGACCGUCCUCCGUGGCAUAAAAACGCAAGAUAAGCCCGCCUCGCUUUUAUCGUCAGCGACGUCGCGUCUCCAUUGUGCCACGUAUGAUGCUUUUCCCGUUCAGAUGUUGAACACAUCG
Molecule: messenger RNA, 393 nt
Organism: Iphiclides podalirius (scarce swallowtail)
Lineage: Eukaryota; Metazoa; Arthropoda; Insecta; Lepidoptera; Papilionidae
Source: the annotation of a GenBank genome assembly